UUGGCAUGGAGGUGGCGUCUAAUUGUAGAUUUGGAGACUUGGUGACCCCAAGAUGCAACCACGUUCUGUAAUUUUCCAACUGUGGCACUUGGAUUUCCCUUUGCCUCCCGAACCAUCUGCCUCACUGUGCGUGGGGGCAAGAUACAUUUGCGUCCUCCUACCAGGCAAGUUUACCUCUGCCAGUGGUUUUGAACUUCUUAAUUAUUGCCCUAAUAGUGGUAAGUGGUAUAUUUAGUUUUUUAGCUAUUGUUUUGUACCCAUUGCCUGAUUUAUGAAGGUCAACAACCAUUUGUUUGUUUCUUUUCAUUUGUGAGUUCUUUGCCCUUCCCCAUGGUGAUGGAUGACAAAUGGAUUUCAUAUGCAUGUGUGGCGUUCUUGCGUGUUGUUCCCGCACUGAAGCAGGCAGACAGGCAGAGAAAGCAACCAGUGAGAUGAACACAGCUGAGGACUGGGGACUGAUACUGGAUAUCUGUGACAAAGUAGGGCAGUCUCGCACAGGGCCCAGAGAAAGCCUAAGGUCCAUUAUGAGACGUGUGAACCACAAGGAUCCUCAUGUAGCUAUGCAAGCACUGACACUUCUAGGAGCAUCUGUAUCAAACUGUGGCAAAAUCUUUCAUCUAGAAGUUUGUUCAAGAGAUUUUGCCAGUGAAGUUAGCAAUGUUUUAAAUAAGGGUCAUCCGAGGGUCUGUGAAAAAUUAAAAGCCCUAAUGGUAGAAUGGGCAGAAGACUUCAAGAAUGACCCACAGCUUAGUCUGAUAUCAGCGAUGAUAAAAAACCUAAAGGAGCAAGGAGUAUCAUUUCCAACUGCAGGCUCUCAGGCAGCAGACCAGGCAAAAGCAAGCCCUGCUUUAGUAGCGAAGGACUCCACAACAGCAGCAACUAAAAAGGAAGAGGAGGACCUGGCAAAAGCUAUCGAGUUAUCGUUAAAAGAACAAAGGCCACAGCAGCAAGGCCUCAUCAGUCUGUAUCCUAGUGCCUCGAGCCUUGUAACAAACCUGAAAUCCGAGGGCCGAAAAGUGCGAGCGAUUUACGACUUUGAAGCUGCUGAAGACAAUGAACUGACAUUUAAAGCGGGGGAAAUCAUCACAGUUCUUGACGACAGUGACCCAAACUGGUGGAAGGGUGAAACAUAUCAAGCAAUUGGUUUAUUUCCUUCAAACUUUGUGACCGCAGACCUUACUGCAGAGCCUGACAUGAUCAAAACAGAGAAGAAAACGGUGCAGUUUAGUGAUGAGGUCCAAAUAGAGACAUUGGAACCUGAACCAGAGCCAGUGUAUAUUGAUGAAGUAAGUGUCCAUGUUCUGGAUAAAAUAGACCAAUUACAACAAAUGUUACAAAGUGCCGACCCUACGGAUGGUCAGCCAGAGUCCCCCGAACUACUGCAUCUUGAGGGUGCCUGCCAUCAAAUGGAACCUAUGAUUGAUCAGAAGCUUGAAGACAUUGAUAGGAAACACUCUGAACUAUCAGAACUGAACGUAAAGGUGAUGGAGGCCCUUUCACUAUAUGCAAAACUGAUGAAUGAAGACCCUGUGUAUGCCAUGUAUGCCAAACUGCAAAGCCAACAAUAUUAUAUGCAACAGCCUGCUUCAGCCGUUUCACAGGUUUACCCUGGACAAGCACAGAGCAGCGCAUAUGCAGUAAAUGGUGGUGCUCAAACGGGACCAGUACAGGGCUACAGUAUUCCACAAGAACAGCACCCUUCCUUGAACCAAGGAGCACUUCCACCAAACGCAGGAGCUACCCUGACCAGCCAGCCGGCUCCGAGCGCCUACACAAACACUAUGGUAAAUUCAGGACCAGGAAGCACAUAUAUGAACCAGCCUCCUGUCUACAACCCACCUGCUCAUGCUGCUGCUAGUGUUGACAUGUCUGCAUACCAGAAUACUGCCACCAAUGUGUCCCAGAUGCCAAACUACACUGUUGCCUCCUCAAGCCUUCCCCAGCAAGCAGACAGCCAACAGCAAUCUCAUUACUCUCAAAAGGUACUGCUAUAGGACCUCAGACUUUUGAGCAUUCCUUAUCUAGCUCAACCUCCACUAGACAUACUGUAGACCUUACUUUUAAUUUAAGGCAGUCAUGCUUUUGUCCUCUGUUCUCUGUACAUUGGGACAAAGGGUUAACAACAACUCUACCACAUUACAAUGACGAUUUAGAACUUCUGUAUUUUUUACAGGACUUUUUUUGCAGAGACUGAUGAUCAUUUUGUUCUCUGUAAAGUUCUUGUUAUUAUGAUUACUAUUUAUGCUGGGUGCAGCUGGCUAAACUGUGAAAGAUUGAACAUUGUGUUGCAAAUAUUGUACAUAUAUUGGGGAUGCGAUUUUCAUUAGGUGUCAUUUUGGCUCGCCUUAGUGAUCAUAUUAGCAUCUCUAACUCAAAUGUUAAUUGAUUAAUUUGUAGCAUAAAAAUGUAUAAAGAGCUAGGUAUUAUGUUUUUGUAGUGCAUUUUAAUGUGUGUGUGUAUACAGAUAUAUAUAUAUAUAUAUAUAUAUAUAUAUAUAUAUAUAUAUAUAUAUAUAUAUAUAUAUAUAUUUAUGCUGCGGUAUAAACAAUGUUUUAUUUGUGUCUACAUAAUCCAGUUAUUCUUUUAAACUAUGCUGUAUUUUAUGUAUAGUCUUCCUUGUGAAACUGGAUGUUUAUCAUAACACUACAGGAAGACCCAUGCUUUAAUGUAGAAACUUGAGUAAAUCCUAAAAUGAAAUAUUUAACUUCAAAUAAGCACUAAUAUAGAAAUAUCUCAUCAUUGGAUUAAGGCUGGAAUAUAAGUGUUAAUAUUUAGUUUUGUGUUUUUAAAUAUCUAACUUUGGGCCAUGAAGUCAAAGUACAUUGUGUUCAGCUGUUUUUGUGGUUUUUUUUUGUUUUGUUUUUCUGGGAGAGCUUUAAGUCAGCCUUAGCUCUGUAGUUGUAAAACUAGACUUUUAUAGAUAAGCAAGGGAAUCAUUAUACCAUCCAUAAUAUUAUACUCACCCAUAAGACGGUUAAAACAACAAAAGGAAAGAUGCUUUGAAGGGAACUGACAAAAGGAAAUUAAACCGCAGUAUAUGACAGUAAAUGUGUUUUUCCUAUUGAUACAUUAUUAAGCACAUACUGCUUUAGAGAACCAUUUAAUCUUGACCAUGAGUGCAUAAUUCCUUUUGACAAAUGGGAGUACUGUUAUGAAUUUCUGUAUUUGAAUUGUAUAUUCGCUGUAUAUGUAUAUUUAAGUAACGUGUUAUGGUGCUUCAUAUGAUCGAAGACAAUAAUGUUGUUGAUUUUUGUUUGUAAUGUACUGAUCAAGUGAAACACUUUAUUGUAGAUGCUAGUUAAACUUAUAUCUCAGCCUUUUAGCAUGACUUGUGUAGGUACUAAAGACAGCAGAAUUAUGACUUGACUUUUGACCAAGGAUACUGGGAAGUAAGAAUGUCCUUUUAAGAUGUGUACCUGAAAAUGUACUGCAUGUAUUCAAUUACAGAAUAUAUUGAUCACUAUCAACAAAACUGUUUAUGACAAGUAAUGCUGCUUUUUAGGUUUGCAUUUUGGUUUUUAUGUUUUGUUUGUCAAGGACAAUAUUUUCUAUAUACUUUAUUACCGUAUAGUGUUUUUACAGCAUAUUGGUCAUGCAUCCUCCCCCCAAGAAAUUUUCCUCCCCAGUAAUAUGAAUAUUUAACAUAUAUAAACUCCCUUCUGAGCUUAAGUAUCACGCAUCAAAAUUGUCAUUGUUUGAAAGGUCACAAUGACUUACUAGAUAUACACCUUGACAAUAAACUCAGUUUACCUUGUAUAUUAUACACUGUAGAAGGGACAUUUGAUUGGUAACACACUGACAGCAGGUACUGACAGUUGUUUGUGAAAUGAAUUGUUACAAUAUAUAAUAAAUAACAAUACAAUACUCUUCAAAACAA
Acipenser ruthenus (sterlet) is the source of this 3877-nucleotide messenger RNA. Its product is annotated as signal transducing adapter molecule 1-like. Gene Ontology annotation, biological process: protein transport to vacuole involved in ubiquitin-dependent protein catabolic process via the multivesicular body sorting pathway. The record is from RefSeq and is a predicted model, not a curated record. Gene Ontology annotation, cellular component: ESCRT-0 complex. Bases 348 to 1994 code for a protein of 548 amino acids. The transcript is spliced from 14 exons. NCBI's taxonomy places the organism in Eukaryota, Metazoa, Chordata, Actinopteri, Acipenseriformes, Acipenseridae. Gene Ontology annotation, molecular function: phosphatidylinositol binding; ubiquitin binding.